AUGGAGAAGGACGGGAGGAAGAUGACGCUGACGGUUGGAGCAAAAGCGCUAGCAAAACAUGCAGUGAGAUCAUCAGACGGGUGGUGGGGUCAGAUCAUUGGGAAUGACGCGAGCAAGAACCGUCAGGCUGAGCAGAAACUUGAGCAGAUCUUGAAAGAUGCCGUAUGGGCUAAUACUCACCUGCUGCCCAAUGACAUCGAGAUCUUCGAGCUCCGGGUACGCGAGGGCUUCGGAGCCCGAUGGUCUGCGGACGGGAAGGAAUUUCGAGGAUUCCUGGAGCCUCUGAUGGAGGACGGGCAUGAGAAGGCAAAUCGAAGGAGAAGGAGAUGGGAGGUGGAAGAGGAGUGGGAGUGGGAGUGGGAGUGA
Molecule: messenger RNA, 366 nt
Organism: Guillardia theta CCMP2712
Lineage: Eukaryota; Cryptophyceae; Pyrenomonadales; Geminigeraceae
Exons: 7
Coding region: 1-366 (121 amino acids)
Source: RefSeq, a predicted model, not a curated record